CCCAACUAGUUUGUAGUAUCAUAUAUAGCCCUUCAGCUUUCUUAAAUUCAUCAUGUCUACUUCAGAUCAGACAAACGGAGUAGAAAAGAGGGCAUACGUGACCUUCUUGGCGGGCAACGGGGACUAUUGGAAAGGGGUGGUUGGUCUCGCCAAGGGACUCAGGAAGGCAAACUCUGCCUACCCACUUGUGGUGGCUGUGUUGCCGGAUGUUCCUGAAGAGCACCUUCAGAUUCUGGUGUCUCAGGGAUGCAUUGUGCGCCCCAUUGAGCCGGUCUACCCUCCUGAGAAUCAGACUCAGUUUGCCAUGGCUUACUAUGUCAUCAACUACUCGAAGCUCCGUAUUUGGGAGUUUGUGGAGUAUGAGAAGCUGAUAUACCUGGACGGCGAUAUACAAGUGUUUGAUAACAUUGAUCACCUGUUUGACAUGCCCAACGGCUCCUUCUAUGCCGUGAUGGAUUGCUUCUGUGAAAACACUUGGAGUCACUCUCCUCAGUUUAAGAUUGGAUACUGCCAGCAGUGCCCUGAAAAGGUGCAGUGGCCAGCAGACAUGGGCUCGCCCCCACCGCCUUACUUCAAUGCCGGCAUGUUUGUCUACGAGCCUGGUCUUCCAACUUACCAUGAUCUGUUAGAGACCGUCAAAGCCACCCCUCCAACCUCAUUCGCUGAGCAGGACUUUUUGAACAUGUAUUUCAAGGACAUAUACCAGCCUAUCCCUCCAGUGUACAACCUUGUCUUGGCAAUGCUGUGGCGCCACCCUGAAAAUGUCGACCUUGAUAGGGUGAAGGUUGUUCAUUAUUGUGCUGCGGGUUCAAAGCCGUGGAGGUACACUGGUAAGGAAGAGCAUAUGGAGAGGGAAGACAUAAAGAUGCUGGUGAAGAAAUGGUGGGACAUUUUCGAUGAUCCUUCAUUGGAUUACAAUUACAAUGACGAUGUUAUUGUGAAGGAGACCGAGAAUGACCGUACUGUAAAGCUUGGACCUUUCAUUGCUGCAUUGGCAGAUGCUGGUGUUGAUCACCACAUAACUGCCCCAUCUGCAGCUUGAAAUGCUGCUCCUCAUAUAGUAACCUUGUGGUUGUGAGAGCUCUAUAGCUAGAUACCCAUAUUUAUAAUCAUAUAAACGUAACUAUAUAUAUAUAUAUGACCUGCAAUACACCCUUAUGAUCAUAUAUACAACAAAUUACAUAUGCAGUUUGUGUAGGAAACUGCACUGCUACUGUCUUUUGUAUAAGUCGUGGGGUAUGGUGAAUGAGUUU
Argentina anserina (silverweed cinquefoil) is the source of this 1253-nucleotide messenger RNA. RefSeq names its product galactinol synthase 2. NCBI's taxonomy places the organism in Eukaryota, Viridiplantae, Streptophyta, Magnoliopsida, Rosales, Rosaceae. Gene Ontology annotation, molecular function: glycosyltransferase activity. The record is from RefSeq and is a predicted model, not a curated record. The transcript is spliced from 4 exons. Bases 53 to 1042 code for a protein of 329 amino acids.